AACCAUCUUCUCAAAGUCAAACAAUAAUGAUAAGGCCAUCAUGAAAACCUCGAUACCACAUCUUCUCUUCGAAGAUGAACCAAAUGAACAAACCAGGUCCCAGUUUUCAUCAACGCCUUGGACCGUGAAGCUGUUUGAUGAUCCCACUCUCCGUCCCUUCGUCAGCAGUUCACGAGUCCCUCCAAAGCCACCAUCGACACGAGAAACAUUCGUUUCUCAGACUCUCUCAACAUCAGACACCAUCUCAGCCUGGCAAUCAUUCUUUAAGCCCCCUACCUCAUCAAAACCCUUCGAGGUCAUCUACCUCCUCAAACUCGGUUCAGGCCUGAACGGACAUCAUAACCUCGCCCAUGGAGGAUUUUUGUCAGUAGUGCUAGACGAUGUUAUCGGCACCGCUGUGGAUAUUGAAAGGCCGGAGGACAAGUCGACAAUGACGGCUUAUCUGAAAGUUGAUUAUAGAAAGCCGGUCAAGACGCCAGGGGUCUUGCUUUCAAGGGCUUGGCUGGAGAAACAGGAGGGAAGGAAGAUGUGGGGAAGGGGAACAAUUGAAGAUGGUGAGGGAAAUGUGUUGGCGGAUGGGGAGGCCUUGUUUAUUGUUGUCGAGUCAUUGAGACCGAAGGAGAAGCUUUGAGGGAAAGUAGCAUGAGAAGCAAGAUUUGAACUUGGAGGAGAAAGGUUCAGCGUCCGGGGAUAAGCUCUGGACCAUUCGCGUUAAAUAGUACGAUGACUAGUGGGCUUUAGAACGAUCUCCCAGCGACUGAGGGUGGCAUGGUCAAGUUCCUGACAUGAAUUAGGAGGACAUUGCGCAAGUACCGAGCGUAAAAGGCAUUCUCAUCAAGGUCACGUGAAUGUAUCGUUUUCCACAGGAUGGAUGAAAAAGUUGAAGUAAGAUCGUUCAAGAGUUAUAAAUUCUCCCCACGGAGUCUGGAGCUGGUUAAGAAGUGAACAUUGAAGUAAUGAGUAUGAUAGUGAACCAGUGAAGUCAAAU
Messenger RNA from Hyaloscypha bicolor E, 988 nucleotides. RefSeq lists its product as uncharacterized. The transcript has a single exon. The record is from RefSeq and is a predicted model, not a curated record. The coding region runs from base 41 to 631 and encodes 196 amino acids. Lineage: Eukaryota; Fungi; Ascomycota; Leotiomycetes; Helotiales; Hyaloscyphaceae.